CAGCGGAGAGGAGGAGGAGGAGGAAGGAGAGGUUGUGUCAGGUGGAAACCGGGACCUCUAUGGAUCUCAGCAUCCCCCUCCACCGGACCUCAGCUGCAGGGACAACCUCCCCCCGACCCCCGGAGCCCCCGGAGCCCACGGAGCCCACAGCCCAGUCCCCGAGCACCCAUCGCGGGGGGAUCCAGGUGGAAGAGCCGCGGAGCGUCUGCCUCCUCCAUUGACUCAACCUUAGAGGAGGAGGAGGACGAAUCCAAUCAGCAGAACGGACAGUGAUCCCAAAGGUUGUUGGGCGCGAUGGCUAAUGCCUCCCCGGACCUGGACAACGCCGAAGCCCAGCGCCAGCUCAACAACAACAACCGACCGAUCGGCUCUGGGUUCUGGGAGACGGAGUGCACGAGCUCCAAGCUGUUCGAGUGCUCGCGCAUCAAGGCCUUGGCAGAUGAGAGAGAUGCUGUGCAGAAGAAGACUUUCACCAAGUGGGUGAACUCCCACCUAGCCAGAGUGUCCUGUCGAAUAUCGGACCUGUACAACGACCUGCGGGAUGGGUACAUGCUCACCCGACUGCUGGAGGUGCUCAGCGGAGAGAUGCUGCCGAGACCUACGAGGGGCCGCAUGCGGAUCCACUGCCUGGAAAAUGUGGAUAAAGCCCUGCAGUUCCUCAAGGAGCAGAGGGUUCACCUGGAAAACGUUGGUUCCCACGACAUCGUGGACGGAAACCACCGCCUCACCCUGGGACUCAUGUGGACCGUCAUCCUCCGCUUCCAGAUCCAGGUGAUCAAGAUAGCGACGGAGGACAACCGAGAGACGCGCUCCGCCAAGGAUGCGCUGCUGCUCUGGUGCCAGAUGAAGACUGCAGGGUACCCUGAGGUCAACAUCCAGAACUUCACCACCUGCUGGAGAGACGGCCUCGCCUUCAACGCCCUCAUACACAGACACAGACCGGACCUAAUAGAGUUCAACAAGCUGACCCGCUCCAAUGCGACCCACAACCUCCAGCAAGCCUUCAACGUCGCCGAGCAUCACCUGGGCCUCACCAAGCUGCUGGACCCCGAGGAUGUGAACACGGAAAACCCGGAUGAGAAGUCCAUCAUCACCUACGUGGUCUCCUACUACCACUACUUCUCCAAGAUGAAGGCUCUUAUUGUGGAGGGGAAGAGAGUCGGGAAGGUGCUGGACAGCUGCGUGGAGGCGGAGAAGGUCAUCGAGCGCUACGAGUCCCUGGCGUCGGACCUGCUGGACUGGAUCGAGAAGACCAUCGCCGUCAUCAGCAACCAGAAGUUUGCCAACUCGCUGACGGGCGUCCAGCAGCAGCUGCAGGCCUUCACCACCUACUGCACCGUGGAGAAGCCCAUCAAGUUCCAGGAGAAGGGGAACCUGGAGGUUCUCCUCUUCACCAUCCAAAGCAAACUCAGAGCCAACAACCAGAAACCGUACGUGCCUCACGAGGGGAAGCUGAUCUCCGACAUCAACAAGGCGUGGGAGAGGCUGGAGAAGGCGGAGCACGAGAGGGGCGUGGCCCUGCGCAAGGAGCUGAUUCGCCAGGAGAAGCUGGAGCUGCUGGCUCAGCGCUUCGACCACAAGACCACCAUGAGGCAGGCGUGGCUCAACGAGAACCAGCGGCUCGUGUCACAGGACAACUUCGGCUACGACCUGCCGGCGGUGGAGGCGGCCAUGAAGAAGCACGAGGCCAUCGAGGCGGACAUCGCCUCGUACGAGGAGCGGAUCGGCGUGGUGGUGGAGCUGUCGGCGGAGAUGGAGGCGGAGGGCUACUACGACAUCCGGCGCAUCCUGGCGCGGAAGGAGAACAUCCUGGGCCAGUGGAGCCUGCUGAAGGAGCUGGUGGGCGGCAGGAAGACGCGGCUGGAGAAGAACCUGGCGCUGCAGAAGACUUUCCAGGACAUGGUGUACAUGAUCGACUGGAUGGAGGACACGCAGGUCCAACUGCUCUCCAAGGACUUCGGGAAGCAUCUCCUGGAGGUGGACGACCUGCUGCAGAAGCACAACCUGCAGGAGGCCGACAUCGCCGUGCAGGCCGAGAGGGUGGAGACGCUCAACACGGCCGCGCUCAAGUUCACUACCGUGGAGGGCUACCAGCCGUGCGACCCGCAGGUGAUCUGUAACCGCGUCAGCCACGUCUCCUCCUGUGUGGAGGAGCUGAAGCAACUGGCCGCCAAGAGACGCGCCGAGCUGGAGGAGUCCAGGAAACUGUGGGCUUUUUUUCAGGAGCUGGAGGAAUCGGAGGCUUGGAUCCGGGAGAAAAGCUUCAUCCUGGCGGCUCAGGGACACGGCAAAGACCUGAGCAGCGUCCUCAGGUUGCUGCAGAAACACAAGACUCUGGCCGGCGAGCUGCUGGCGCACCGGUCGCUGCUGCAGAACACCAUGAAGCAGGGGAAGCAGAUCCUGAGCGAGAAGAGCUUCGGCACAGCGGGCAUCCAGGAGCGCAUCAUGGAGGUGAAGUGCGAGUGGAAGCGGCUGGAGGACCAGGCGGCGCAGCACCUCAGCCACCUCCAGGAGGCGCUCAACUUCUUCCAGUUCUCCACGGAGACGGACGACCUGGUGGCCUGGCUGCAGGACGCGUACCGCCUGGUGUCCAGCGAGGACUUCGGCCACGACGAAUACUCCACGCAGUCGCUGCUGAAGAAGCACCGCGGCGUCACCGAGGCCGUGGACAAGCACCGCCUGCACGUGCUGGCGCUGCGCAAACACAUGGUGGCGCUGCCGCUGCAGUUCCGCGAUCAGGAGGAGGUGCAGAUGCGCAUGGGGGAGGUGGAGCAGCUGUACACGGAGGUGGCGGAGGUGGCGGUGCUCCGGCAGCAGUGGCUCCACGACGCGCUCGCCGUCUACCACAUGUUCAGCGAGGUCAACGCCUGCGAGCUGUGGAUCGACGAGAAGGAGCAGUGGCUGGACCGGAUGGAGAUCCCCGAGAAGCUGGAGGACGUGGAGGUGGUGGCGCACAGGUUCGAGAGCCUGGACCAGGAGAUGAACAGCCUGAUGGGACGGAUCCUGGACGUCAAUCAAAUCGUCCAGCAGCUCCUGGACGGAGGUCACCCCUCUUCCACGGAGGUCCGAGGCUGCCAGGACCACCUCAACUCCAGGUGGAACAGCAUCGUGGAGCUGGUGGAGCAGAAGAAGGACCAGCUGGACUCCAUGCUGCGUCUGCAGAACUACCUGCUGGAGUGUGCCGAGAUCAAGUCCCAGAUCCAGGACAAGAGGAAAGCCAUCGACGCCACCCAGUACGUGGGCAGCGACCUGGGGGGGGUGCUGGCGCUGCAGAGACGCCUCUCCACCAUGGAGGGGGCGCUGGCGGUCCUGGAGCCCAAACUGCUGCACCUGCAGGAGGAGGCGGAGCAUCUGGCCACGGCGCACGGAGACCGGGCCAUGGAGAUCCUGGUGCCCUUCGAUGGCAUCAGCGUGGAGUGGGAGGAGCUGAAGCGGACCCUGCAGGGGUGCGAGGACUCGCUGAUGGUGGCCAGCCGGCUACAGAGCUUCAUACAGGACCUGGACUCGUUCCUCACCUGGCUGGUCCAGACCCAGACGGCCGCGGCCUCCGACCAGCUCCCCAACGACCUGGAGGAGGCGGAGAAGCUCAUCAACAAGCACGCCGCCCUCAAGGAGGAGAUCGGCCGGUACGAGGAGGACUACGAGCGGCUGCAGGCCAUGAACGAGCUGCUGGAGUCGGAGGAGGCGCCGCUGCCGCAGGCCGCCCUGCAGCAGUGGCUGCAGAAGCUGGACGUGGGCUGGAACAAGCUGCUGGAGAUGUGGGAGAGCAGGAGGGAGGUUCUGGUCCAGGCCCACAUCUUCCACCUGUUCCUGCGGGACGUCAAGCAGGCCGAGUCCUUCCUCAACAACCAGGAGUCGGCCCUCGCUCACGUGGAGCUGCCCACCACGGUGGAGACGGUGGAAGCCGCCAUCAAGAAGCACAAGGACUUCACCACCACCAUGGAGCUGAACCUGCACCGCAUCAAGGCCGUGAUCGAGGCCGGCGAGAGUCUGAUCAGCCAGAGCAACAUCUACUCGGACCGCAUCAGGGAGCGCGUUGACACCCUGGCCAACAGGGGGAACCAGAACCGGGAGCUGGCCCAGCGCUGGCUGGAGAGGCUGAACGUGCAGUGGGGGCUGCAGAGGUUCCUUCAGGACUGUCACGAGCUGGGGGACUGGGUGCACGAGAAGAUGCUGAUGGCGAGGGACGGCAGCCGGGACGAGACCCAGAAGCUCCACAAGAAGUGGCUGAAGCACCAGGCCUUCAUGGCCGAGCUGGCCCAGAACAAGGAGUGGCUGGACAAGAUAGAGAGGGAGGGCCAGCAGCUGAUCCAGGAGAAGCCCGAGCUCAGCCCGGUGGUCCGGAGGAAGCUGGAGGAGAUCCGGGAGUGCUGGCAGGACCUGGAGAGCACCACGCAGGCCCGAGCCCGCCAGCUCUUCGAGGCCAACAAGGCCGACCUGCUGGUGCAGAGCUACGACAGCCUGGACCAGCGGCUGGGGCAGCUGGAGGGGCAGCUGGCCUACGUGGACCAGGGCCAGGACCUCACCGGCGUCAACAAGCAGCUCAAGAAGCUGCAGACCCUGGAAGGCCAGAUGGAGGAGUGGUACAAGGAGGUGGGGCAGCUGCAGGUGCAGGCGGCCUCCAUCCCGCAGCAGAUGCAGAUGAAGGGGACGGUUGCCGAGCGACAGACGGUGGUGGAGUCCAGGAUGGUGCGCCUGAUCGAGCCGCUGAAGGAGAGGAGACGCAUCCUCCUGGCCUCCAAGGAAGUCCACCAGGUCGCACGAGACCUGGAGGACGAGAUUCUGUGGGUGCAGGAACGGCUCCCGCUGGCCACGUCUCAGGAGCACGGCGCCACCCUGCAGGCCGUCCAGCAGCUCAUGAAGAAGAACCAGAUGCUUCAAAGGGAGCUGCAGGGACACCGCAGCAGGAUCGAAGACGUCCUGGACCGGGCGGGACUCAUCGCCUCCAUCCGCAGCCCCGAGGCCGACUGCAUCCGGGCGGGCCAGGACCAGCUGGCCCACCUGUGGGCUCUGCUGUGGGCCGAGACGGAGCGGCGGCAGCUGGUCCUGGACACCAUGUACCAGGUGCAGCAGUACUACCUGGACACGGCCGAGGUGGAGGCCUGGCUGAGUGAGCAGGAGCUGCACAUGAUGAACGAGGAGAAGGGGAAGGACGAGCCGAGCACCCUGCAGCUGCUGAAGAAGCACCUGGUGCUGGAGCAGACCAUCGAGGACUACGCCGAGACCAUCGGCCUGCUGUCGCAGCAGUGCCGGCAGCUGCUGGAGAUGGGCCAUCCGGAGAGCGAGCAGAUCAGCAAGCGGCAGUCGCAGAUCGACCGGCUGUACGUGUCCCUGAAGGACCUGGUGGACGAGAGGAAGAGCCGGCUGGAGCAGCAGUACUGGCUGUACCAGCUGAACCGGGAGGUGGACGAGCUGGAGCAGUGGAUCGCCCAGCGGGAGGUGGUGGCCAGCUCGCCCGAGCUGGGCCAGGACUACGAGCACGUCGCCAUCCUGCAGGAGAAGUUCACAGAGUUUGCGUCGGAGACGGGGAGCGUGGGGCAGGAACGCGUGACGGCCGUCAAUCAGAUGGUGGACGAGCUGAUCGACUACGGCCACUCGGACGCGGCCACCAUCGCCGAGUGGAAGGACGGGGUGAACGAGGCCUGGGCCGACCUGAUGGAGCUCAUGGAGACCCGGGGCCAGAUGCUCGCCGCCUCGCACCAACUGCACAAGUUCUUCUCCGACUGCAGGGAGGUCAUGGCUCAGAUUACGGACAAACAUCGGAGGCUGCCGGAGGUCCGAGCCCGGCAGGGCAGCACCGCCAACACCAGCUCGCUGCAGAGACUCCUGCACAGCUUUGAGCAGGACAUUCAGCUGCUGGUCACCCAGGUGCGUCAGCUGCAGGAGAGCGCCGCCCAGCUGAGGACGGUGUAUGCGGGCGAGAAGGCCGAGGCCAUCGCGUGCCGCGAGCACGAAGUCAUGCAGUCGUGGAAGGAGCUGCUGACGUCCUGCGAGGAGUGCCGGGUCCAGAUCACCACGGAGACGGACAAGCUGAGGUUCUUCGGCCUGGUCCGGGACCAGAUCAUGUGGAUGGAGUCCAUCAUCUGCCAGAUAGGAACCGGAGACAAGCCCAGGGACGUGUCCUCGGUGGAGGUGCUGAUGAACUACCACCACAGCCUGAAGAGCGAGGUGGAGGCGCGGAGCAGGAGCACCCUGGAGUGCAUCGAGAUGGGGAAGACGCUGCUGGCCGCCGGGAACCCUGCAGCUGAGGAGAUCAAGGAAAAGCUGGACAAGGUGAUGGCCAAGCAGCACGAGCUGUCUGAGAAGUGGGACACGCACUGGGAAUUCCUGCAGCAGCUGCUGGAGGUCCACCAGUUCGCCCAGGAGGCCGUGGUGGCCGAGGCCUGGCUGACGGCCCACGAGCCGUUCAUCAACAGCAACGAGCUGGGCGGCAGCGUGGACGAGGUGGAGCAGCUCAUCCGCCGACACGAAGCCUUCCGCAAAGCCGCCGCCACCUGGGAGGAGAGGUUCAGCUCUCUGCGGCGGAUCACCACGGUGGAGAAGUUGAAAGCGGAGCAGAGCACGCUGCCCCCGACGCCCCUGCUGGGUCGUAAGGUCUUCCUGGAGCCUCCCGAUGCCUCGCACAGCCCGCCCACGCUGCCCCGCCUCCCCAUCUCCCCCGUCACCCGACAGACCAUCUACGAGCAGAACGAGGGCAGCUCGCCGCCCUCGCCCUCCCCCGCCACGCCGACCCCCUCGCCGUCCUCCGUGGCCCGGCGGCUGGGGUCAAUGGUCGCCAGCUACUCCCCAGUGAUGAACGGCUCCAGCUACCGGCACCCCCCGGAGCUCCGGCACACCCUGGAGCCCCAGCAACCCCCGGAGCCCUGGCACGCCCCGGAGCUCCGGCACCCCCCGGAGCUCCGGCACCCCCCGGAGCCCCGGCACCCCCCGGAGCUCCGGCACGGCGGCGGCGUGGUGGGCGUCGCCGCCGGGCUGGUCCAGCCAGCCCCCUCCUCAAUAGCCUCCGUCGCCGCUGCGGCCAUGUUGAUCUCCGCCAACCAGGCGCGGGAAUCCGCCGGCUCGGUGAGGGACCAGGCGCGGGAAUCCGCCGGCUCGGUGAGGGACCAGGCGCGGGAAUCCGCCGGCUCGGUGAGGGACCAGGCGCGGGAAUUUGCCGGCUCGGCGAGGGACCAGGCAGCGAAGGCCGCCUGGUCCCACCUGCUGGCGGUGCAGCCGGAGGUCAAGUCCUCCCAGUAUCUACGGCAACCCAAGAUCAAGUGCCUGGAGGACGCGGUGACGCCGCUGCUGGUGGCCAGCCGGCUGGAGAAGGCGCGGGAGAAGAGGGAGCGGGACGCCAUGAUGGGCGAGAUGGGCAGCGAGCGGGCGGAGGUGGCGGUGAUGGCCGAGGUGGUGCUCCAGGAGCCGGGCCGCGAGCGCCUGCACAGCGAGCCCACCAGGGGGCCCCGGGGGUCCCGGGGCGACCCCACGGGCCACGCCGAGCCGCAGGUCCAGACGCAGCACCGGGACCAGCGGCUGGAGCGGCAGCUGUCCAGCGAGCAGCUGAUCCAGGCGCGCAGGGACGAGCUGCCGCAGGAGGUGUGGAGGGAACACGCCGAGCGGCGGGAGCGGCGGACGCUGGAGCGCCAGACGUCCAGCGAGCAGGAGGGCCACGGGAGCCACGGCGGCCACGAGGGCCGGCGCCGAGAGCGGGACCGGCACCGGCUGGACCGGCAGGAGUCCAGCGAGCACGACACCGGGAGAGAGCACUCGGACAGACGCUCCACAGGAGGAGAAAAGAGAUCCACCAUGGCGGAGAUCGUGGAGCAGCUGCAAGAGAGAGAAGCUGCACAGGCCCGCGGGGAGGUGCCCCGCCUGCCCAACGGGGUCCCGGAGAAGACGGAGAAAACUUCCCGCCUGGAACGGCCUCGAGCCCGGGACAGACCCAAACCACGACGCCGGCCGCGCCCGAAAGAGACCGGAGAAACCACCCGGAGGUCCCGGUCCGCCCCGGCCCAGAGCAGCCCGGCGGUGCAGCAGCCGCCCACACACACAGCACACCACGAGGGCUUCCUGUUCCGCAAGCUGGACAUCGAGACCCUGAAAAAGAGCACCAAUAGCAGGUCAUGGGUCAACCUGUACUGCGUGCUGAACAAGGGGGAGAUGGGCUUCUACAAGGACGCCAAGAACACGUCCACGCCCUACAACAACGAGCCCCUGCUCAACCUCUCCCACUGCCACUGCGACGUCACCAACGGCUACAAGAAGAAGAAGAAUGUCUUCACUCUCAAAACGAAGGAUGGCAGUGAGUUUUUGUUUCAUGCAAAAGACGAGGAGGACCUGAAGGCCUGGGUGAACAACAUCACGGCCAGUAUCUCCGAGCACGAGGAGAUUGCCAAAUGGGGCCAGCCCCAACCAACUACCUCAUCCACCGACGAGGGGACGCGGCGCGACGGCAGCAAGGGCGACAACCGCUCGGAGCGGGGAGGCUCGGACCGCAUCGAGCGGAUCGAGGAGGUCGACCUGGAGAAGGAGAAGGAGAAGGAGAGAGAGAAGGAGAGGGAGAGGGGGGAGCGCUCGGAGAAGUCGGAGCGAGGCGGGAGGUCGGACGCAAAGCGCUCGGAGAAGUCGGGGAAAAAGAAGUGAGCGAGGCGAUUGAUCAGGUGGGACCGAAGCAGAUUAACUCUGGGGCUGCGGACAGGUGAACGCCCCCCCCAUCCACCGCCACCCCCCACCCUCGCCCUUCCCUCACUCCGCCUCCAACGCCGUCCGCCAUGUUUGGAUGGAAACUGAAGAACUGACCACGGCAGCACUGAUCUGAGUUGGAGCGAGAGACAUCUUCCUUCUUCUCUCUCUCUCCAUCUUCUGCAACCCCCCCACGUCUCGUCACUCAGCUGACGGAGAAGUCAGCAAUGCUUCUUUCAUUUCCUCCGUUCACUGGCGUCCCUCCGCCUCCUCCCUUCUGCAUCUCAUUUAGCAAGCAGCACCGCCAUCUUGAGUUGCCGUGGCGACCGGCAGCGAUGGGAAGACAGGAGGGUGGAGGAGGUGACAAGGAGGUGACAAGCAGGGACACGUCUUCACGAUAAAGGAAUAAAAUAAACCCAAAGGUUGAAUAUGUUGGCCUUAAGAAAGAUCGCAAAGCGGCGUCCUUCGUCUCGACCUCGUCCGCAAGAAACUUUAAAAAGCGUAAAGAUCAGACGUGCUGCAACUCUCGCUCCCUCUGGCCUCAUUCAUCAAAACGUUGCUUAUUUUUGAGAGGCUGAUAUUUACGUUUUGAUAUUUUUAACAAAAAUACUUGAAGUUCAUCGCGAUCGGCCCGUUUUACCGGCGAGCUUUGCUUUGCUUCUCAGCACCGGCUCUUCGUUUGGCUCGAUUUUGAUGAAUGAGACCUUCGGGGCUGGAAACAUCUACUCGUUCAUCCUCUCUACACUUGUCCGUUCCCUCGUGUUGUUGUUUUGAAGCUCCCAGGGUCUCCACAUCUCUCAGGUUCUCCGUUUCGGUUUGUGUUUUCACGCGCCUCAGUCUUCCAGAUGCUGCCACGCUUCUCCAUCCUGGACCCCCGAGUCCGACCUGAACCCCGAAACCGGAUGUGAACCCUCGUCAAGUCUUCAGAGAAAGUCCAUGCGAGCUUUCAUAAACAUGCUUCGGAGCGUACCGUAUUUUCCGGACUAUAAGUCGAGUUUUUUUUCAUAGUUUGGCCGGGGGUGUGACUUAGGUGUGAAAUUAUUAACACAUUAUUACUGGUAUAUCAUUUCACAUGUUAUUUCCACACUAAACCACAAGAGGGCGCUCUAGGCCUGCGUUGAUAAUUUCAACAUUGGCGGAAAAUUUUAAAAACAACUGAGAAGAGCUUAACAAAAAUGGCAACCGAAAAGAAAAUCCUAUUCUGCAAAGUGCAAGUAGUAAAAUAUGCAGCUGAAAACAGUAAAUGAGCAGCAGAAAGAAAGUUUGGAGUUAGCCAGAAACUUGUAAGGGACUGGCGAAAAGCAGAGGUUACUCUUACUGAAAUGAAGAAAACAAAGAAAGCCAAUCGCGGGCUAAAAGCUAUUUUAAAUUGCCUUUCAAGGUGAUGUGUCUGUUCUUGGUGUUGGAUUUCAUAAAAUAAAUUUCUCUCCAAAAAUGCGACUUAUAUAAGUUUUUUUAUGGCUGGGGCGACUUGUACUCCGGAGUGACUUAUAGUCCGGAAAAUACGGUAAAUAGAAAUGAAAAACCGAUAGUGAGAUUGCUCGUGCUGCUCGGGGAGGAAUCGCUCGCCCGAAGACGCCCGUCUCUGCAGCCCACCGACCCCACGUCCACAUCCAGCCUGUGUUUUUAUUCCCUGUAAACUCACCACAAAGCCAU
Molecule: messenger RNA, 10317 nt
Organism: Cololabis saira (Pacific saury)
Lineage: Eukaryota; Metazoa; Chordata; Actinopteri; Beloniformes; Belonidae
Product: spectrin beta chain, non-erythrocytic 1-like
Exons: 42
Coding region: 295-8622 (2775 amino acids)
Biological process (GO): actin cytoskeleton organization
Cellular component (GO): cell projection; cortical actin cytoskeleton; spectrin
Molecular function (GO): phospholipid binding; structural constituent of cytoskeleton; actin filament binding
Source: RefSeq, a predicted model, not a curated record